Messenger RNA from Lytechinus pictus (painted urchin), 6077 nucleotides. Its product is annotated as aminopeptidase B-like. Lineage: Eukaryota; Metazoa; Echinodermata; Echinoidea; Temnopleuroida; Toxopneustidae. Gene Ontology annotation, biological process: proteolysis. The transcript has 12 exons. Bases 326 to 2245 code for a protein of 639 amino acids. The record is from RefSeq and is a predicted model, not a curated record. Gene Ontology annotation, molecular function: metalloaminopeptidase activity; zinc ion binding.
ACAGACCCUGAUUGGAACUUUUCAAUCAACAAGCGAGUGUUAAAACAAGACUCUUCUAUUUUCGAGUCCCAGUAAAAAUUUUAGCUGCAAAUAUUCAGACCAUUGUCCUUGAACAAAGGAUUUUUGUAGCAAACUCCAUUGUACCGUACCACUUUAUUUUGAUGAAGUAUAAACUGACGUAUUGAUGAAGGCUAAUUUAUUGCUUUGGACAUCGUGCGCGACUUGAUCUUGAUCGUGUUUGUUAUUUGCAAUCUGUGUUUUUUAAUUCAGCCAGAUCCUCAUCAUCCUGUUUGCAGUGCAUGUUCUUAUAAACAUUAACGUCAAAAUGAGUGCUGAAGCAGAUGUUAUAGAACAACCUGCUAAGAAAACUAAACAACAGCCCUUGCAUUCUGAUACUACAAUAGAUAAUACAACAGCUUCCAACUUUAGGCACAUCAAAGUCGGACAUUUUCACCUGAAAAUCAAGGUUGACUUCUCGAAGAAAGAACUCGCAGUGAAGGAGGUGAUUGAUAUCAAAUGUUUGCAGAAAUGUGAUGAAGUUAUUCUAGACAGCCAUGACAGUAUACAGAUUUCAAGCAUCGUUGAGAAGUCUUCCGCCGAUGACACUGAUCUCCAGUACGAGGUAAAGCCUUUCACCAGCUAUGGAGCUGCUCUUCACAUCUGUCGAGCCUGCAGUGAGGUCGGAGAAGAGUUCCAGAUUGAGGUCACAUACACAGUAGGAAAAGCUCCUGGACUAUGCUGGCUAGACCCUAGUCAGACUGCAGGGAAGUCCAAGCCAUACCUGUACACUCAAGGGCAGGCCGUCUUGAAUAGAUCCUUCUUCCCUUGCAUCGAUACACCAGCAGUCAAAUCAACGUAUUCUGCAUCUGUUCAGGUCCCAUCAGGCUUUGCUGCAGUGAUGAGUGCAGACCAAUGGGGUAAGGACAUCAAUCCAGAUAUCUUCACUUUCCGUAUGAACCAUCUCAUUCCUAGCUACCUUGUGGCCUUGGCCGUUGGUGAUAUCGCUUCGGCCCAGAUAGGACCUAGGAGUAACGUCUGGACAGAACCCUGUCUUCUGGACAAAGCACAGGCAGAGUUCAGCGUGGUCGUGGAAGACUACAUCUCCACCGCAGAACGUCUCUUUGGACCAUACGUGUGGGGGCGCUAUGACAUUCUGGUCAUGCCUCCGUCGUUUCCUUUUGGUGGGAUGGAGAAUCCAUGUUUGACCUUUGUGACCCCAUGCCUCCUUGUUGGUGAUAAAUCACUCACAGAUGUUGUCAUGCAUGAAAUUGCCCACAGCUGGUUCGGUAACCUGGUGACCAAUGCAACGUGGAGUGAUUUCUUUCUGAACGAGGGCUUCACCAUGUUUGCCCAACGUUGCAUCAUCGAAGAAGUCCUAGGUGAACCGUACAUGUGCCUGGAGGCUGCGACGGGGAGGUCGCUAUUAAAGCAACAAAUGACAGAUGCAGGAGAUGAUCAUCCGUUGAACAGAUUGCGUGUGGUAAUCGACAAGGGAAUUGACCCAGAGGAUACAUAUAACGAGGUCCCGUAUGAGAAGGGAUUCGCGUUCGUAAGCUACCUGGCCAGUCUGGUCGGUGGGAGGUCAAAGUUCACAGAAUUCCUCAAGUCAUAUUGUCAUCAAUUCAAGUUCAAGAGCAUAGUUGCAGAGGAUCUGUUUGAUGCUUUCCUUGACUUCUACCCUGAGCUUCAAGAGCAAAAGAUUAAGGAUAAGGAAGGAUUUGAAUUUGACCAAGUCUGGCUGAACGGCACCACAUGGCCCCCCUAUGUCCCUGACCUGUCAGCCGGCCGGACGUUGAUGGACCCAGCGGAGGAACUUGCCAGCUACUGGCUCUCGUAUCAUAAAGAGAAAGACAACAAAGAUCUUUCACUGGACAUCUCAGAGUGGAAGACGUAUCAAGUUCUCCAUUUCAUAGACCAGUUGGUAGAAGCAGAAGAGAGCAUACCCCAUGAAACGCUCCAAGAAUUUGCUAAAACCUACCCUCAGAUACAGGAUACUCAUAACGCUGAGAUUCGAUUAAGAUGGUCACAAGUCACAAUAAGGAGCGACUUUUCAGACGACCUUCCAAAUGUCAAAGCUUUCCUUAUCGCACAAGGCAAGCAGAAGUACACUGUCCCCAUCUAUGCUGCCUUGAUGAAAGGUUCGACGAGAAUGAAAGACUUUGCCGCAGAGAUGGCCGCGCUGACCAAAGACCAACUCCACGUUAAUGUUAGAAAAUAUGUUGAGAAAAUGGUCAGUGUAUCAUAGCCACAUGUCUUUCCUGUUCGUAAAUAAGACUUUAUUUUUUAUGAUUGAGAAUUAAAUUCCUGUGUUUUGUUCCAAUGAUGGACGUUAAUAUUUUGGUCAGCAUGCAUGGAGAACAAAUCCUCCCUACUGCAGAUCUAAAGGUCAACACUGAAGGGUGAUAUUUUCUAAAUAUCAACUUGGCAAAGCUGCAUUUAGAGCAUGUUCACAAGUUCCCCCACAACAACAACAACAAAAUCUUUUCAAGCCAAGACAAUGCAAGCUACAAAUGCUACUUAAUGCUUUGUAUUUAUAAGGAAGGUUUAUGAAACCUGAAUAGUAUUUUGUGAAAUAAGGUAUUUCUUUCUUUGCACAGCUGUGAAAUACUUCUAAUAGAUUAGAAGGUAUCAGACCUUGUUUUGUCUGAGCCCUUAACGCUGAAUUACCUUAGUACUAGUAGUACAGUAGUACACGUAUAUGCGAUCUGUUUUCUGCCUCUAAUUAUGUUAAACGUCAUAUUUAGGAUAGAAACAUUUAAAUCCUAUGAGUUUUUUUCUUUCUUUUACUAAUAUCUUUAUCGAUGAUAUUUAGUGUAUUGUGCUUAUUGUACCAAUGAACACAUGAUGCACACAUAUCUGCCGUACUUUGGCAAAAGGAAGCUAGUUGCAAAAGUAUCAUUUGUUGUAAAUGAGCAAUGUGUGUUCGUCAUUUACAUAGGUGUCAAUGCAAUUUAACAGCAUUUCUUCAAUAUCUUUCCAUAGAACGGUAAUUUCGUCCCCAAAUUUUGCCUGAACGUGCAAAGGGUGUUUCAGAAACAAUAACUCAAAUUUGACUGAUGUGUCACUUGCUUCCUUUUGCCAAAGUUGGGCAGAUAUUUACUCAUGUGGGAUUUUUCUUUUAAUCAAGAGCUAGAAGUGUAAUGAACCCAUUUCUUGUGAAUGAAAUAUGCAAUUUUCAUAGUUUUUUUUUUACAAUGUGGAUAUUUCAGUUGUAUCAAUCAAUGUUCCGUUUUGAUAAUUUUUUUUUUUGGGGGGGGCAGGAGCAGGGGUGGAUCCAUGGGUCCGAGGUGGACCUUUUAUUGCAAUGGCGUUUACUAUGCUAAUAAUGACUGUUGAUCUCUUAUGUUUUUUGUUCUUUAUUUCUUGCUUGGCAGAGAUUUUUCUAUACCGCUUCCCCUCCCCCACCUCCCAUCUCCUCUAUUGAUCAGUCCUGGAUCCAGGGGGGGGGGCACAGGGGGCGCACGCCCCCCCUAAAAAUAAAAGAAAAGUAAAAGAAAGAAAAGGCGCCGCUUAAAAAAAUAAAAAUAAAGGAAAGAAAAGGCGCCGCUUAAAAAAAUUAUACACUGAUAUAAUAUUAGCAACAGUAAAGGAAAGACUAUCCCCCAGCAAAGACUUUACCCCUUUUUCAACAUUUUCUUUUAUGGCGCCGGUGGAGUGCAAAAAUAUGUGCGCCGCUCGGCAGUACGCCCCCCCUUUCGCCAAAAGCUCCGCCUAUCGGAUCCAUCCCUGUUUUGGGGGUAGAGAAAAUUGUGAUUAUUUAUUUUUUAAGAACCACUGAAAUCAUGUAAUAUUUUUUUGUAAAAUGUCCUACACUGUUAUCAAUACUUGUAAUUAAAGUCAUGAUACUUUUCUAUCAUUCUCCGAACCAUAAAAAAAGUCAUUUUGGUAGAACAGGACACAUCGUGUGCUCUCUUUAAUUAGAUUAAAGUAUUUUUGUAAAAUUCCUAUACUAUUACUACUACUUUGAAUAAAAGUCAUAAUACUUUUGUAUCAUUCUCUGAACCAUGAAAACAAAAGUAAGUACUUUUCUUAGAACAGGAUACAUCAUGUGCUCUCAUACUCAGUAUUUUUGUAAAAAAGGCAAAUGAAAGGGUUAAUUAAAUCUUUCAGAUAUUUGUGUUGAUGAAUCGCAAAUAAACUUCAGGAUGUGACAUCCGGUAAUCUUUUAUUACUUUUCUGUUAUCCCUGUUAUUUGAUGAAAAUCUCUCCUUUUGUAGUAACGUAGUUAGUUCAAUGUUUGUGUGUACCUCAUGUUGGGUAUAACUUGUUUGAAUAAUUAACUCUUCAUCUCUAUAAGAGUAGACUUUGUGUUAUUGGUGUGCAAAUUCUUCAGAAAUUGAAAGUUCUUGUAUCUGAAAAUUUGUCCAGUUACAUGUAUAUGCUCAAGACUGGGAAGAUUAGAGAGAAGGAGGUUAUUUUGUUUAGUUUUGAUUUUUUUUUCAUGUUCAAGUAAUGGCUAAAGACAAGAACAACAAAAUACAUAAUGGUAUGAGGCUGAUAAAUUCUAACCUCCAAAUCUUACUUCCAAGGCACAAUAUACAUCGUCUAUCAUGGCAUAUGACAACUAGAGGCAUCAUGGUAUGUGCGUGUAAUCCAAGCUACAUGGUGAAGUUGUGAAUUGAGGCAAAGGUUUAUGGUUCAGUCCUUGGUUACGGCUAUCGGAUGGUAAAGCUGAAGGACGGUCCCAGAAGUAUUGUAAUAUCAGAUUGAUACAUGUCUGUAACAAAUUCAGUGACACAUAUUUUAUGUUUCAUGCCAAGGGGGGGGGGGCACUCAAAUUAUAUUUUGAUGGGGGUGUGCCUCACAAAACCCUGAAAUGGGGGUCUAAGGAAUUGACCACAAGGGUAAAAUACGGGCUCUUUAUUGGGUUACUAAAUAUUAUAUACCAGGCGGUGUGUGAAAAACGGUCUACAGAACGGGAUCGCGGUACAGUAGGUACGGUGCACGCUAGCGUGGUGCAUGUAUAUGCAGGUGCUAGUGGAGGGAGUUGUGAAGCCAUGCGUGCAGCCCUCGCAUGCUAUGCUCGCGCUGGAUAAUUUUGGCAGGGCUUGGGAACUGAGAUGUUUCGUUACGGGUUUUGUGAGUGGGGCGGGGCAGCUUUUUAAUGGAAUUUUUUUCAUUCGGAGUAUCUAGAGAACUGAAAAUUAGGUCUGAAAAAGGGGGGUCACCAAAGCAGCAUGUCCCCGCACCCCCCGGGUUUCAUGUACAUAAGAGUGCAGUAAACAGUUCCUGCUGAUAUUUUGCCUAUAACACAAACACUAAUUCACUAAUAGAUACAGUACACUUACGGCCAUACAUUUCAUGCCCAAGAAAAAGGGGAGAAAAGAAAAGGAAAGGAAAAAGCGGGUUGAAAUAUAUCAUAUUCUGAAGAGCACAGGUAUGUCAAAAUCUAUCAAGAAAUAAUCUUUGUCUGGCCCCCUCAUAUUUGUUGGGUCAUUACGCUACUGUCGGGCACUCCACAAGUUUUGGCACUCCAUACCAUAUUGGCCUCUUAUCUGAAAGCUCUAAUAGAUGUGUUGUUUCUGUUUAUUGAAUGCUUUACAAAAGAACAUUAUUAUUGAAAUUGUAUCAUAUUAAACCUCAUUAUGACACAAAAUUGUUGUGAUGCAAACUUGUUUGUUUGUAUGGGAUGAGUGUAUGUUUAUCAUUGAUUAAAAUCAUGAAUUAAAAUAAACACAACACCAAUCAUGUUUAGCUUGUUUGUGUUAAUGCUCUGCCAAUGUCUGUAUUUCAUCCAAAGAUGUGUUUUAGUAUAAUGAGAAACACUUAUUGGAUCUAUGGAUAUUAAAUGUGGUGCGUUAAUUUGUGUCACAGAGGAAUUUAUCAUGGUACUUUACAAUAAUCUGUAGCCUGAAAUAGUCUGAAGUAUAAUGAUUAUUAUUAAUUUUUGUUUAUCUAUUUAUUAUUUUUUUUGUAAACAUUCCACUUUGCAAUCAUAUGAUCAAGCUCUCCUAAACAAUGAAAAAUGCAUGAUACGUCUAUUUGUUUAUUCGUUUGUGCAAGCUUCAACUGAAAUCGCCCUGCAGUAUGCUCAAUAUGAUUUUGAAUAGAAUAAAUGCACAUUAAUCUCUGUCCGG